Molecule: messenger RNA, 511 nt
Organism: Drosophila suzukii
Lineage: Eukaryota; Metazoa; Arthropoda; Insecta; Diptera; Drosophilidae
Source: RefSeq, a predicted model, not a curated record
ACCAAACAGUCGUCUGCUCUGCUGGCAGCCUACCUUCCUUGCAUAUCCUGGGCAGCUCCUGCCCUCCACUUCAGAGAUCCGGAGCCGGAGGAACUGGAAGCCUAUCCCACGUCGCCCAGCCAGGUGUUGCCCAUUCAACCUGUGCUGAUCUAUCCAAAACCACGUGAGAAUCUCUACCAGGCGCGAACAAUGGCAGGACGAAAUGACGAGCAGGACAUUAUCUUCGUGAAACUACUGGAGGACAAGUCCAGUGGCUAUCGACCCAAGCAGCAGCGCCUUGUCCUGGAUGAGAUGAAACCCUCGCAGCGGAAGAGCCUCGGCCUGAAGGACAUCUUCUAUGUGAAGGCCCUCACCAACGGACGUUUCAGCCACGAACGCCUGAAGGUCUACCGAGUGCCCGAGUUCUACGCCAUCAGUGUUUUUAGCAACGGAGAUAAAUGAGGGAAGACACCAAGUGUUAACGAUAAAAAGGAGUAAUAUAAGUUAUUUUUAAGACGCUAUAAAUAAAUAC